AUGAACGCACCACGAGACCACAAGUGUGUGAAGCUUUUCGAGGUUUUUCCCACCUCGCUUCACUCUGCAUACAACACGUCGAUUUGUCAAUACAUGCCUGAGCGAACAUGGAGAUUUCCUAUCAACUCUCAUCAAUCAUCCUACUUUAAAUGCUUCGAAUCGAUCAAUCACUCGACUCGUACCCCAUCCAGCCAAGGUAGUUCUACUGUUAGCAGUGUCGAAGUCAUUCCUCCAUCAUCUCCGACACCCCCCGACAACAGCCUAUUCUAUUUGUAUAAUUCAUCCCACCGGUGCUUCGAUCCCAUAGCGUGUGUGCAAGACUCCAGCAUGCGACCAGACCAACUUGCUCGCACAUACGUCCUUUCUUACUUACCACCGUUUAGACACACCGAAGAGGUGACUCCGAGAACGUUACGUGCCCGCCGACUUGAAAACUACUUUUACCACUACCCUGCGGGGGACUGUAUUUCGACAGCUCUAACCCAUUCGCAUGUAAAGCCUGAGGUGGAGGCAGGUUCUACCGAUUUUCCUCCUUCCGAAUGUAAUUUAUCCUCUCGGCUUCAAUGUGUUCGUACUUCUCCGCCACCAAAGGAUCCUUGCAGCGGGCCAGUGGUGGUGCCCGCUCCCCUUCUCAAGUCGUUUUCAUCUGUACCUUCUGGACUCAACCAUAACUUUGGAUCUGACUAUUCUCCUUCCGUUAUCCGUCGACGCUGUCAAUCAGUGAGUGGAUUUACUGAGUUAACCUUCAGGUGUCAUCAGGGUAUACGCACCUCGAAAAUUGUCGCUUCUUCAGUCGAUAUGACGCAAACCAAAGUCAACUUGUUGCUGCUGGAUGGGACCAAGAGUAAUAAAUCCACUCCUGGUCUUGAAACCCAUCUUUCUCAACAAACAUUCCCUUCGGAUAGUACAGAUGUGUCAAUUUCGAUUCCACGUUCGUCUUCACGUUGCUCCUCUACAUCGUCAGCUGGGAGCUCACCUCAGCGUGUUGAUGCGUUUUACGACCUCGUUCCUCCGUAUAUUGCCGAAAGUGACUCUUCCUCAUCGUCCACGGAAGUACCCCAAGCAUCGAGCCUCUUCAGACAGCUUACGCGUUCUCUGUCUACCUGUCAUAUUAGCGUCCUCAGACAAAGUGAUGUUAAUUCAUCUUAUAUUUGUUCCAAUUCUUCUAUUUCCCCAACUCUUGUUUUACCGAACCCACCAAGUGGAGCGGCAGAAUCGAUCCAUUCAAAUGAUUUUUGUAUAUACUGGCCACCUACACCCAGUAUGGUAUGCAACAGUACAGAAACGGCUGAAGUCCCUGUAACCCCUCUGCAGGCAAAAAAUGCUAAGCGGUUCGUGGUGUGUAAGGAUGUUGUAAACGUUCUCAUCACUCCAUAUGAUACAUUGCUAUCACUGUCUCCAACCCAAAUGUCCCCACCGACGGAGGUCAUUAUAUCUGACUCUCCAGCCCGCACUGGACUUCCUGAGGAUUUCCCUAGAACGGAGAAAAUUGAUGCUUUUGGCGACCGCCCGAAAUGCAGUAGACCUAGGUCACUUUCCCACUCGGAGAGCUGUACGUCGACUACUAUACAUUCUGUUGAUCUAACCUGUGGUUUUCUCGUAUCUUCAAGUAAAGCAUGUUGUACUGGUAACGUCUACGGGCGAGGAGACUGCACGGAGGCGGUUGCAGCUAAACCCCCAGUUCCUAGAAAAAUCGUAUCGUCUCAACCAUCGUCUCCGGUUCUGUCGCAGAAUGUGGCGGGGUCAAAUAUGCGUUCUUGUGACAUAAGGUCCACAAAGGGAUUUCCCAAAAUAACCGGUCGUUCUGCAAACCGGACUUUGCUCACUUUACCCAUCCCAUCCUGUCUCACAGAUGUUUACGCCUCGAUUCACGCGGUUAGUAUUGUAACGAGCUCACCAGGUCUGCAACACCGUUAUUCUGCAUCAAUGGACUCGAUGCCUGACCACUACGCUUGUGGGUCGCUCACGUCGUUACCAAGAACGGAGCUCUUCGCACAACCGGAAACCUCCACAAUCUCACAUGUUUUCGCCGUCCCAGAUGUUUGUGGUCUUUUACAGUCUAUUUCUAACUACGGCAGUCCAUUAUCCCCUUCCACUCAUGGACAGAAAAGCUCUCUUUGUGGGACGCAAGGAAGACCGACAGAUCGUCGUUUGCUUAGAAUAUUACAAAGGUACCCUCGAUCACGCGCUGACAUGUUAACGGAAACGCAGCGUUUAUGCGGGGUGGAGUACGGGUUUUUAGCACUACACACGUCGUCGUGGAUUCAAAUGAUGCGGCUAACUCGUGAUAUCGAGCACUGUUUUCCCCAUUGGCAACUUACUCGACAAUUGCAUAGAAAUCCUGAUUUACAAUCCAAUCGCUCUCUAUCGCUCAGUUGUGUUUGA
This is a messenger RNA of Opisthorchis viverrini, 2385 nucleotides long. RefSeq lists its product as hypothetical. NCBI's taxonomy places the organism in Eukaryota, Metazoa, Platyhelminthes, Trematoda, Opisthorchiida, Opisthorchiidae. The transcript has a single exon. The record is from RefSeq and is a predicted model, not a curated record. Bases 1 to 2385 code for a protein of 794 amino acids.